AUGCCUAAAGAUCGAGCAACCCCUCAGCGAAAAGGAUCAAAUCGUUUCCACGCGGACUCCCGCUCGUCGCUGUACUGCGCUGGCACCCUCACACCACCAGGACGAUCAAUACACUCCAUCAUCAUCGAUAAGAUGUCAACUAUUCCUAACAACCUCCUCAUCACUUGCACGUGCGAGGCAAGCAUCCGCUGCAAGCUUGUCCGUCGCCGCGGUACCGCCACGCAGGGGCUUCUGCUCAAUAUCUGUAACCACUACGUCUACGGCAAGUGUGCGUACAAGUGGGCGCAACAUCGUCAAGAGAAGAACGCCAAGGCCGGUAAGCUGCCCUGCGGGUGCAGCUACCAAGUCUCCGUCAAGAACCUGGACCGUCUCGCCAUCGAUCUUACUGCUCGCUUCGGUCCUGAAGCUGUCCAGCAGGCCGCCGCUACUCAGGCUGCCGCUGUCGCCGCUGCGGAGGAGGUCAUGAACCGCAAGAAUGAGUCCCCGGCUGAGAAGUAG
Tricharina praecox is the source of this 498-nucleotide messenger RNA. RefSeq lists its product as uncharacterized. The transcript has 4 exons. Lineage: Eukaryota; Fungi; Ascomycota; Pezizomycetes; Pezizales; Pyronemataceae. The record is from RefSeq and is a predicted model, not a curated record. Bases 1 to 498 code for a protein of 165 amino acids.